GUAUUUGAGUUGGCGAAUGACGUUAAAAUGGCGCCACAACGAGUUCCGGUCGCGCUGGUUGUCGGGUGAAUUCCACGGGCGAGUUUAUGGAGGAAACAAAAAAUUAUGUCUACCCAUGAGACGGUCGAGACCUCCGAUAAUCCAACCAUACAACAAGAUUUUGCGCUCCUUCAAGGACUUGAGGCGACUACAAACUGUAUCGCUUGUCCCGUUUCGCAGGACAAUUCAGGGGAUAUAUUAGAAUGUCUUUCUGUAAUGGUGAACGACGAAGAAUCGGAAAAUGGACAGGUUCAAGAGCUCGUACUUGACGAUCAAUUACUCGGCACAACGUUCACAGCGAUUACUUUGCCUGACGGCACGCAGGCUUUUGUUACAGAAAACUAUGAAGAAGAUGAAUCCGAAGAGUACAAAGAUGAAGAAUCGGCAAUGGAACUGGAAGGUGGGGGGACAAUUUUGUUGCAAGAUUUGACAGAGUUAACGGAUGCAAAAACACUGAAAUUUCAACUGGAUCCAUCUUCAUUUCUACAAACACAAUUGGCUGCUUCCGAUGAGCAAAGUGAAAAUAGUUACCCACAGGUUGAACUUAUCAAUGGGACUGCAUAUAUGGUCACUGGACAUGUCGACGUUGAUGAGGGACUGUGGGAGAUUGCUGAAGAAACUUUGAAAGAAGACGAAUCAAAGAAGAUUGUGAUAAAUAAACUGUCCGAGGCGAAAUUGAGGAACCAACAUCCCUGUCCGAGGGAAGGUUGUACGAAAGUGUACAGCACGCCUCAUCAUUUAAAGGUCCAUGAACGCUCUCACACAGGUCAAAGACCCUACAGGUGCUCACAUUCGAAAUGUAAGAAAAGCUUUUCAACUGGGUACAGCCUCAAAGCACAUUUACGAACACACACUGGCGAAAAGCCCUACAAAUGUCCAACCGAUGAUUGUAACAAGAGUUUCAAAACCUCGGGUGAUUUGUUGAAACAUGUUAGAACGCAUACUGGGGAACGACCAUUUGUUUGUCCAUUCGACGGAUGUGGUCGAUCAUUCACCACGAGUAAUAUUAGAAAGGUUCACGUGAGAACACAUACCGGGGAGCGACCAUACAAAUGUACUCAUCCAAAAUGUGGGAAGGCCUUUGCAAGUGCGACAAACUAUAAAAAUCACAUAAGGAUUCACUCGGGCGAAAAGCCAUACGUCUGUUCAAUCGAAAAUUGUGGCAGACGUUUCACCGAAUAUUCUAGUCUCUACAAACAUCAUUUGGUCCACACGCAGCAGAGGCCAUUUGAAUGUAAAAUUUGCUUCAGAAGAUACAGGCAAGGAAGCACACUUGUGAUGCACAAGAGAACAGCCCAUGCACUAGUUGAAAAUGAAGACGGCGUUGACAUUUAUUUGAAAGAUGCCCUAGAUUUGGCAAAUCAAACCAAAGGAAAACGAAAAAUUUCUACUAUACCAAAUCAGCUGAUGUUCGAGAUAAAUGGACAAAUCAAAAUAUCAGAUGGAACGGAAAACUCAACAGAUAAUGAAACCCAAAUACUUUUAGUUGGCGAUCCGUCGCAAAUUGCAGCACUUCAGGCCAUAGACCUGGCGGACUUCCGCAUUCCACCGGAUCUCCAGCAUUAGACGAUGUGGAUGAUGAAUCAUCCUUGCACCUUGAUGUAUAAUGUUGUGUUUGAAGAUUGAAAUUUGAUUGCGGCUUGCUAUUCAUAAGAAAAUAUUUCAUCUUCAGCUUAUCCCAUUUUUUUCACAGUAAUAUUACACUACAAUUGUACACUGAAGGUCAAAGGUGACCAUAUAGUAUUCAAAUUUCAUAAACAUCAUAAAAUAACUACUUCUCUUUGAUAUAAUUUUCUUUUCCUUGCGUGUCUCAUAUUCAGGCAGUAAUAAGAUUUGUUAAACUAUAAGAAAUAUAUUCGGUAAGAUACUUUCAAUUAUGUCUUACAGGCUACUGAUAUCCCAACGUGACCACAAAAUUAGAGAGCUUAAGCACAGUUUGUAAAUAUCAUAACUUUUUGUUAUGAACAGCAUAUGCAACCGUCGAUAUUGGGGGGAUAAAGUUUUCAUCGUGAUUCUACAACUAUAUUACAUUUGGUAAAUACUUUUUUCCACGAAAACUGUUCUGAAUUUUGAGUCCCAAUGCAUAUAGUCGAUCAUUACAUCGCAAUAAAAUUGUAUAAAACUUUCCAUCAGUCAUUCUGCUUGUUGCAAUUGUUUCGAUGUAUACUUUGUCAUUCUUAUUUCAACCAAAAUGUAGCCAGCACUGGAAAGAUAUAAUGUGAAAAAAUUAAUACAAGGUUGUAUUGACCAAAUACAUUGAAUAUUUAUAUUCAAUAUUCUCUAUAUUUUCUUUGACAAAUCUGUGAGGACGUAUAAAAUGUAAAUGAAUAAAUAUGCCCUCGAUUUAUCCAGGAAUAGAAUAAACUAGAAUUUCAAGAUCAAGUUCUUUAUUUCUCAGUAUCUAAGAUACUGAGGUUGUGUAAGCAAAAGCACACAUAUUUAAAAAAUACUUCAAUAUAUCCUUACAGAUAAGCUUUAGUAAAAGUUGAAGAAUACUUGAGUAUUAAAACUAUCGACAUGAAACAUAUAAUAAUCUUGAUGCAUACAUGUUUGCAUUAUUGCAAUUAAAAUUGACUAUAUGAGUUACCUAAUUAUAAAACUGAAAGCCUCUUUCGCCAAUCAGCGAUCAGUCCAUAUACAUGACUCAGUAUUUGUGCAGAAAAAUUAUCCUAUACUGCACAUGUUAUAAUCCAACUAUUAGAAAUUACAGCAACUGAUAUGCAAGAUUUAAAUAUUAGAUACAGCAAAUAUUUUGACUAAUAAAAGCUUUUAAAUCACAGAAAAUUAACAAUC
Molecule: messenger RNA, 2832 nt
Organism: Neodiprion fabricii
Lineage: Eukaryota; Metazoa; Arthropoda; Insecta; Hymenoptera; Diprionidae
Product: zinc finger protein 143-like
Exons: 9
Coding region: 106-1605 (499 amino acids)
Biological process (GO): regulation of transcription by RNA polymerase II
Molecular function (GO): DNA-binding transcription factor activity, RNA polymerase II-specific; RNA polymerase II cis-regulatory region sequence-specific DNA binding
Source: RefSeq, a predicted model, not a curated record